Messenger RNA from Theobroma umbraticum, 1270 nucleotides. Its product is annotated as PGR5-like A protein. Gene Ontology annotation, cellular component: chloroplast thylakoid membrane. The record is from RefSeq and is a predicted model, not a curated record. Gene Ontology annotation, biological process: photosynthetic electron transport in photosystem I. Gene Ontology annotation, molecular function: oxidoreductase activity, acting on iron-sulfur proteins as donors. Lineage: Eukaryota; Viridiplantae; Streptophyta; Magnoliopsida; Malvales; Malvaceae.
UCCUCAUCAACCUAUUUAAGCCAAAUCCCCCAAACCCCCAAUGCUCCAAAAUCAAAUCAUUCGAUUUUCCCUUUUUCUGGCCACAAAAUCAUUUCCUCCACGCCAAAUGUUCGCUUCGCCACGGCAGUGGUAGCAGUGCAGCCAUUUGUCUUUUCUUCUAUGGUUCAUGGCCGGCACGUGCCACUCCAUUAGACCUCAUGUGAUUGGAUCCACCGGAAAGCUACCCUCAUCCACGACUUCCCGGACAAAGCCUCCGUUCUCGGUUCGGGUCUCGGGUUUCUCUGCCAAGAGCCAGGGGUUACCCACCGCCAAGGAUGAAGCUCCGUCUUGCAUAUUCGUUGGCCCUAUCGAAACCGCUAGUCAAGAAACCUUAGAAGCCCUCUAUCGCCAAGCACGGGAUUCUUAUUACAGUGGGGAGCCUUUGAUAGUUGAUGACAUGUUUGAUAGAGUAGAGUUAAAGCUACGUUGGUAUGGUUCAAAAUCCGUUGUUAAGUACCCUCGUUGCAGUAUCAGGCGACAUUCGACUUAUGCAGAUGCAGAGGAAGAUAUAUCUCAAGUGUUGGCGUUAGCAAGCAUAUGGAUCCUGAUUCUUGCAGUUGGCUCUACAUUUUGUCUUGUGCCUCUCAUUUACACCAUUAGUCUAGCGUAUCGAGAUCCAUUCAGUUCGGAUUUUUCCUAUGGAAGUCAAGCAUCGAACUUUGAGUAUCUUGCCACUGUUAAUGGCAUUCUCUUUGUGGCCAUUGGGUCAGUGAUUGGCUAUUCGCUUGCAUCAGCUGCUGUUCGGGUGCUUCAAAGACUAUGGAGGAAGGACUUGGUAGCACUGAAGGGGGCAUGCCCAAAUUGUGGGGAGGAGGUAUUUGCAUUUCUCAAAUCAGAUAAAUUCAGUGACUCUCCCCAUAGAGCAGAUUGUCAUGUCUGUGAAUGCACUCUAGAAUUUCGUGCCAAGGCUGAGCAAUCUGUUUCGAGAGUAGGGAGAAGAUGGGUAUAUGGCCGAGUAUACCUUGUCUCAAGAAGAGGCAGAAAUCGGAGGUGGAUGUGAGCCGUCUACAAACCGUACGCGAGUCAUCACAACUGUUAAUAGCAGCAUGAUUCUUUCCUCUUUGAUUUUCACUCUCUUUUUGAGGGACAAAAUAAAAGGAUCUCGGUAGAAGUUUUUGUUACAACAGAAUAGACUGCAGGACUUCUUAUACUGUAGAAUUAACUGAUGGGACUCUUGAAAUUAAAUGUGAAGCAGACUUUAGUAUCUUCCUUUGAAAAAGUUAAUUAGUUA